Messenger RNA from Lagenorhynchus albirostris (white-beaked dolphin), 3996 nucleotides. It is a transcript of the gene KLHL15, whose product is annotated as kelch like family member 15. Gene Ontology annotation, cellular component: nucleus; Cul3-RING ubiquitin ligase complex. The transcript is spliced from 2 exons. The record is from RefSeq and is a predicted model, not a curated record. The coding region runs from base 1734 to 3548 and encodes 604 amino acids. Lineage: Eukaryota; Metazoa; Chordata; Mammalia; Artiodactyla; Delphinidae. Gene Ontology annotation, biological process: nuclear protein quality control by the ubiquitin-proteasome system; protein ubiquitination. Gene Ontology annotation, molecular function: protein binding.
AAACACACCUUAUUCUCAAAGCUGCUGGGCCUUGCCACAAUCAGGAACUGAUCCAUACCUGAAAUCUUUAACUGUCGGCUUCCCAGUCUCUGGCUUAACCUCCUCUUUUCAUUUGGUCUGUCAUCUCCAAACUUUACCUCUGUCCUUCUCCAGCUUAGACCUUCUUUCCUUUCCCUGGUUGAGUGUUUGGGUGGACCACGGGCCCUACAGUGAAGCCGCUGGUGCCACAGUCACUGCUGGCACCUGCUCUACCUCCUCCUUCAGGGAGGCCAUCCUGGCAGCCUCACCACUCUAUUACCAGUGCCUUCCCCUUUGUUAACCAAAAGAAGAGCACCUCUGUGUGCCAGGCAUUACAUUAGAUAUAGCGGUGCGGUAUGUGCCUUUCAGGAAUCCCCUCUGCCAUAUUUUAGAAAAAGGACAGUAGAAAGCCAAGAGAAGGCUUAUUAGAAGGUAGGUCGUAAGCUAUAGAAGAGCAUUUUGUUCUAAAAAGAACAUAGAAGAGGGUUGUUUUUCUUGUUUUGUUUUUAAAUCAGAAAGCCGAGAAAACUCUCUGUGACCUGCAUGAGCCUGUAGGGGAGUUUGUUUACACUGAAGCAAGGUUCCACAGGGCACAGUGGAAAGGGUUGGGAGGGAAUUCGUGGAUGGGAUGAUGUGUCAUUGUGGAGGAAGCUUGGAGCUGUGUGAGGAUGAGAGUUGAGGAGAGGAUAGAUAGUUGGCCUGGGGGGCUUGUGUGGAAAGAAAAUUACUUUGCUUCAUAAACAGUCUAGUAAGCUGAAUUAGUUUAUUCUGCUUAAGAGAUCUAAUUAUAAUCCCACUAUUUGGCUUCGUUUCUCUGAUAUGCAAAAAUGCGGCUUAAUUUCCUUUAAAAAUUAUGUAUUUAUGUUUUAAAUAUAUAAACAAUACAUGGUCAUUGUUUUUAAAAAUAAGGUUAAUGAGGUAAGUAAGAAGGAAAAGAUAAACCUCAAAGUUUCCUGAAGUCUCACUACCCCAGGGACAUCAUUUUGGUAUAUAUUCCUCCAGACUUUUUCUCAUCUAAACAUAUAUAUAUAUAUGUAUAUUUAAUUUUUGAAAAUAUACUGAGUAUACUGCAGUUGCCUGCUUUUUUUCCCACAUAACAACAAUACCUAGUAAAUACUAUUUCUCAGAAUAGGUAGAUUGCUGCCAUCAUUUUUAGUUGUUAUAGUAAUCCAUUGUAGGACUGUACUGUAUUUCUAUUGUUGGGCUUUUGAAUACUUUCCAGUUUUUUAUUAUAAAUAAGGUUAGAAAGAAAAACCUUGUGGGUGCAAGUUGGCAUAUGUAUCUGAUUAUUUCCUUUGGGUAAGUUUCUAGGAGUUUUCAAGGUCAACAGUGUACUUUUUGGUUUAAUUUCUUAUCUCUUUUUCUCAUGAUUUAGUAUUUAGCUGAGAAAUCCUUUUUGGUUGAUAAUUUGGGGACAUGUUUAAAUAUAUUUGGUAAACAGUGUAAAAUCACUGGGAUAGGCAUAUAUUUGUAAGUUAACAAUUUACCAUUGUUGAAUAGAUAUUUAAUAGAUUUUUUCCCCCAGGUAGGGAAGCCAAAAAAUUAGCCCACAAACCUUUAAGUUGUUUUCUCCCAAAGGGUUUGUACAUGUAGGACUUAGGCAGUGGAAUUGAGAUAAUUAUAAAAACUUUUUAAGCUCUAAGUUAAUAAUGUCUUCAGAAUGCAUGGAAAUGAUUAACACAGUUUUCUUUGAUUACUUUUUUUCCAGGUGAUUCAUGGCAGGGGACGUGGAAGGAUUCUGUUCCUCCAUCCAUGACACCAGUGUCUCUGCUGGGUUCAGAGCACUGUAUGAGGAGGGAUUGCUUCUUGAUGUCACUCUGGUUAUUGAAGAUCAUCAGUUCCAGGCCCAUAAAGCACUCUUGGCCACCCAGAGUGAUUACUUCAGAAUUAUGUUUACCGCAGAUAUGAGGGAGCGAGAUCAGGACAAAAUUCAUUUAAAAGGUCUAACUGCUACCGGUUUCAGCCACGUCCUUCAGUUUAUGUACUAUGGAACUAUAGAACUGAGUAUGAGUACUGUUCAUGAGAUUCUUCAGGCUGCCAUGUAUGUUCAACUUAUAGAAGUGGUGAAGUUCUGCUGCUCUUUUCUAUUAGCAAAAAUCUGCUUAGAAAACUGUGCAGAAAUAAUGAGACUCUUAGAUGAUUUCGGUGUAAACAUCGAGGGAGUCAGGGAGAAGUUGGACGCCUUUCUGCUAGACAACUUCGUACCACUCAUGUCCAGGCCUGACUUCCUGUCUUAUCUGAGCUUUGAGAAGCUCAUGUCUUACUUGGAUAAUGAUCAUCUGAGCAGGUUCCCAGAGAUAGAGCUGUACGAGGCUGUGCAGUCUUGGCUGCGGCAUGAUAGAAGACGCUGGAGACAUACCGAUACCAUCAUUCAGAACAUCAGGUUUUGUUUGAUGACCCCAUCCAGUGUUUUUGAGAAGGUUAAGACAUCAGAAUUUUAUAGAUACUCCCGACAGCUGCGCUAUGAAGUUGACCAAGCCUUGAAUUACUUUCAGAACGUUCACCAGCAGCCUCUGUUGGACAUGAAAUCAAGCCGCAUCCGCUCUGCCAAACCCCAAACUACAGUAUUCCGAGGCAUGAUUGGACAUAGCAUGGUUAACAGUAAAAUACUUCUCUUAAAGAAACCAAGAGUCUGGUGGGAACUGGAGGGCCCACAAGUACCUCUGCGUCCGGACUGCCUUGCUAUCGUGAAUAACUUCGUGUUCUUGUUGGGUGGGGAAGAACUGGGCCCAGAUGGCGAAUUCCAUGCUUCUUCCAAAGUGUUCAGGUAUGACCCGAGACAAAACUCUUGGCUCCGGAUGGCAGACAUGUCUGUACCACGUUCAGAAUUUGCAGUUGGUGUUAUUGGAAAGUUUAUUUACGCUGUAGCAGGCAGAACCAGAGAUGAGACUUUCUAUUCAACAGAGAGAUAUGAUAUCACCAAUGAUAAAUGGGAAUUUGUGGAUCCUUAUCCAGUUAACAAGUAUGGACAUGAGGGGACAGUGCUCAAUAACAAGUUGUUUAUCACUGGUGGAAUCACCUCAUCUUCCACCUCCAAACAAGUGUGCGUGUUUGACCCCAGUAAAGAAGGGACCAUAGAACAGCGGACCAGGAGAACUCAAGUAGUUACCAACUGUUGGGAGAAUAAGAGCAAAAUGAAUUACGCUAGAUGUUUUCACAAGAUGAUUUCUUACAACGGCAAGCUUUAUGUCUUCGGUGGUGUCUGUGUGAUCUUGAGGGCCUCUUUUGAGUCUCAGGGAUGCCCUUCCACAGAAGUGUACAACCCAGAGACUGAUCAGUGGACCAUCUUGGCAUCCAUGCCAAUUGGUAGAAGUGGCCAUGGUGUGACUGUGCUGGACAAACAGAUAAUGGUUCUUGGAGGCCUUUGCUACAAUGGUCAUUACAGCGAUUCUAUUCUCACUUUUGAUCCGGAUGAAAACAAAUGGAAGGAAGAUGAGUACCCGCGGAUGCCCUGCAAGCUGGAUGGUUUACAAGUAUGCAACCUGCAUUUUCCAGAAUAUAUACUGGACGAGGUCAGACGUUGCAACUAAUGGCAUCUUUCUCCCUUCAAUAAAGCCAAACAAAAAAUUUGUUUGAGACAAAGUAGUUAAUUAAAACACAUAAAGAAGAACCUCACUAGUUUUACUAUCAAAGCCAUUGGUCUAAUACAUGAAAAUGUUUUCAUUCUGUUCUCGCAUCCUGUUUUUUCUUUUUAGUGGCCUCAAACUCAUGCAAUAAGUCAAUUCUAAGCACUAGCUCUUGAAACUACUUCCAGAAGCAGUUUAAUAGAACGAUUCACUUAUCUGGGAAGUUGAUGUUAUGCUUUAAACAUUUCUUUCAAAUGUCAGUGUAGGAGUCAUGCAUCUUCUAAGAGAAGACCUGAUAAGUGUCACUGGAUGUAAUUUCAGUUCCUAUCUCUAUCUGAAAUCUUUUUGAACAUUUAUUUCGGUGUAUUGCAGUCUGUUAGACUUUUUGAUUUUAUUUUUUAAGUUUAAAACU